Anopheles cruzii is the source of this 1125-nucleotide messenger RNA. Its product is annotated as achaete-scute complex protein T4-like. The coding region runs from base 1 to 1125 and encodes 374 amino acids. NCBI's taxonomy places the organism in Eukaryota, Metazoa, Arthropoda, Insecta, Diptera, Culicidae. The transcript has 3 exons. Gene Ontology annotation, molecular function: protein dimerization activity; RNA polymerase II transcription regulatory region sequence-specific DNA binding; DNA-binding transcription factor activity, RNA polymerase II-specific. The record is from RefSeq and is a predicted model, not a curated record. Gene Ontology annotation, cellular component: RNA polymerase II transcription regulator complex. Gene Ontology annotation, biological process: positive regulation of transcription by RNA polymerase II.
AUGGCGCUAGGACAAAGCAUCCAUCAGAUGGCGGGGCCCGGGACGGCGGCCAACAAACCGUUGGCCACGCUGGCCGUGAACGGGUCGAUGCAGAGCAACAUCAUCGUCAGCUCGACGGCGAUCCUCGCGUCCCGGCGUCCGAUCGCUCCGGCCUCCCUUCUGCUGGCCGGUGGAACCACCGGAGCCGGAAAGUACGCGUACUGUGGCCUUCCAUACGCGACGCCCCAACAAUCAGCCUCGGUGCAGCGGCGGAACGCCCGCGAGCGGAACCGCGUCAAGCAGGUGAACAAUGGAUUCGCGAACCUGCGCCAGCACAUCCCCCUGACGGUGGUGACCGCCCUGACGAACGGGGCACGCGGUGCCAACAAGAAGCUCAGCAAGGUGGACACCCUGCGGCUCGCGGUCGAGUAUAUCCGCAGCCUGCAGCGCCUGCUGGAGGAGAACGGAGGCGAUCUACCACCGCCGGCCAUCGUGGCGGGCACCGCUAGUGGCCAGCAGCAGCAGCAGUUAUCCAACAGCUCCGUCUGUUCGGCCUCGUCCGGCUCCACGUACUACGGCACGAUGUCCGAGCCGUCGAUCGCUUCUUCGCCGACCCCGUCGCACAUCUCGGAUAGUUCUUCCCACGUCGCUGGGGGCGGUGGAGGCGGCGGUGGUGGCGGCAACACCACACCGCUACACGGUUGCUACGGUGCGACGCAGAUUGGUGGCGGCUUCAAGCACGAACCGUACGACAUGUACGUGGAUCCGCUCAACUCCCCGACACCGUCGUACGGCUCGGACCACGGUAUCGGAGGGAUCGGCAACGGCACCGGAAGCUACCACCAUCUGCACGGCGGCCCAGGAGCAGCGAUCAACGAGUUGGCUGGGGCGACCGGAAACGGCAACUACGUCCUGAGCGGUCACCAUGCGGUACACCAGCAGCCCCUGCAGCAGCAACAACAGCAGCAACAGCAACAGCAGCAGCAGCACCAUCAACAACACCAUCACCACCAUCAGCCAUCGGCGGCGGCGCCCCAGUUGAAGACCGAACUGUACGACGACUCGCCGUACGAGGAGGAGCUCAGCCCACAAAACCCGGACGACGAGGAGCUGCUCGAUGCCAUCUCCUGGUGGCAGCAGCAAUAG